Molecule: messenger RNA, 1882 nt
Organism: Condylostylus longicornis
Lineage: Eukaryota; Metazoa; Arthropoda; Insecta; Diptera; Dolichopodidae
Gene: Elp3
Product: elongator complex protein 3
Exons: 5
Coding region: 114-1763 (549 amino acids)
Biological process (GO): tRNA wobble base 5-methoxycarbonylmethyl-2-thiouridinylation
Cellular component (GO): nucleus; elongator holoenzyme complex; cytoplasm
Molecular function (GO): iron-sulfur cluster binding; acyltransferase activity, transferring groups other than amino-acyl groups
Source: RefSeq, a predicted model, not a curated record
CGAAAACUGUCAUCGCACAUGUGGAAUAUUCUACUUUAUUUUGAAAACAAAUAGAAAGUGAAUAAUUUUGUAUUUAAGACGAAAAACAAAAUAUUUGUUUUUUAAAAAUAGACAUGGUUCAAAAAAGAAAAUUAGGUGUCGGGUUAAGUAGAGAAGAAAGAACUUUAAUCGUCAUUGGUGAAAUAAUACAAGAGUUGUUAGAAGCUCAUGAAUCAAAAAAGAAUGUGGAUUUGAAUCGUAUGAAAGCUAGAAUAUCAUCAAAAUAUGGUUUAGAAAGCUCACCUCGUUUAGUUGAUAUAAUAGCAGCAGUACCCCAUGAAGCUAAAAAAAUUUUACUACCUAAACUGAAAGCCAAACCUGUUCGUACAGCAAGCGGUAUUGCUGUUGUGGCAGUAAUGUGUAAACCUCAUCGAUGUCCACAUAUUAACAUGACUGGCAAUAUCUGUGUAUAUUGUCCUGGUGGUCCAGAUAGUGAUUUCGAAUAUUCUACACAAAGUUACACUGGUUAUGAACCAACAUCAAUGAGAGCUAUUCGAGCGCGUUAUAAUCCAUAUUUACAAACAAGACAUCGCGUAGAACAGUUAAAGCAACUUGGUCAUUCAGUUGACAAAGUUGAAUUUAUAGUUAUGGGUGGAACAUUUAUGUGCUUACCAGAAGAAUAUCGUGAUUAUUUUAUAAGAAACUUACAUGAUGCUCUAUCUGGUCAUACAAGUGCUAACGUUGCUGAAGCAGUUAAAUAUUCUGAAAGAUCUGUGACAAAGUGUAUAGGCAUUACAAUAGAAACGAGACCUGAUUAUUGCCUUAAACGACAUUUGUCAGAUAUGCUUUCAUAUGGAUGUACUCGUUUAGAAAUUGGUGUUCAAAGCGUUUAUGAAGACGUAGCACGAGAUACGAAUAGAGGUCAUACAGUACGUGCUGUUUCAGAAAGUUUUCAGUUGUCGAAAGAUGCGGGAUAUAAAGUGGUCUCACAUAUGAUGCCAGAUUUACCAAACGUUGAUUUUGAAAGAGAUAUUGAACAAUUUAUUGAAUUUUUCGAAAAUCCAGCAUUUCGUGCUGAUGGAUUAAAAAUUUAUCCAACUUUGGUAAUACGUGGGACUGGCCUGUAUGAACUUUGGAAAACUGGGCGUUAUAAAAGUUACCCACCUUCAACACUAGUCGAUUUAGUGGCAAAAAUUUUAGCCUUAGUUCCACCGUGGACUAGAGUUUAUCGCGUACAGCGUGAUAUACCAAUGCCUUUAGUUAGUUCUGGCGUUGAACAUGGAAAUUUGAGAGAGUUGGCUUUAGCUAGAAUGAAAGAUUUAGGAACUGAUUGUCGUGAUGUUCGAACACGAGAAGUGGGAAUUCAAGAAAUUCACAAUAAAGUGCGACCAUAUGAGGUGGAAUUAAUUCGCAGGGAUUACGUCGCAAAUGGAGGUUGGGAAACAUUUUUAUCCUAUGAAGAUCCCAAUCAAGAUAUUUUAAUUGGAUUGUUACGUUUGAGAAAAUGUUCCCCUGAUACUUUUAGACCAGAACUGAAAGAUAAUUGUUCCAUAGUGCGGGAGCUGCAUGUAUACGGUUCGGUCGUUCCUGUAAAUGCAAGGGAUCCAACUAAAUUUCAGCAUCAGGGAUUUGGUAUGUUAUUAAUGGAAGAGGCAGAACGAAUAGCAAGGGAGGAACACGGAAGCAUCAAAUUAGCUGUAAUAUCCGGAGUAGGAACACGAAAUUACUAUAGGAAAAUGGGAUAUGAAUUAGAUGGACCGUAUAUGUCUAAAAUGAUUUUAUAAAUUAUGUUGUGAAAAUUAUAAAAUAAAUUUGUAAUAAUUAUUAAUACUUUAGUAUUUUUAUUUAAGAAUUAAUAAAAGUAUUGGAAAUACGCAUUGGUAUUUUUAAAUCCGAAAUCAAA